This is a messenger RNA of Phytophthora sojae, 6636 nucleotides long. RefSeq lists its product as hypothetical. The coding region runs from base 1 to 6636 and encodes 2211 amino acids. The transcript has 5 exons. NCBI's taxonomy places the organism in Eukaryota, Oomycota, Peronosporomycetes, Peronosporales, Peronosporaceae. The record is from RefSeq and is a predicted model, not a curated record.
AUGGAGGGCUACCUCUGGAAGAAGGGCCGCAAGGUGCCCAGCAUGAAGCGCCACUACGCCGUGCUCAAGGGCACAAUGCUGUCCUUCUUCGUCACUCAGGACGAGGCGCAGCGCUCCGGGGCUGUGCCCAAGCGCGUGCUGGAGGUCGUGGACUUCCGCAUCAUGCCGGGCACGCCGUCCUCGGACGCCGCGCACCCGCCGCACAUCGUGCUCAAGUUCCUGGACGCGGACGGCGGCGGCACGCUCCAAUGUCGCGCCGACUCGAGGGAGACGCAGCAGGUGUGGCUCGAGGCCCUGCAGCACGCGCUCAAAGAACCGGACCGCCUGGCUCAGGACGAGAUCAACGAGGUGCAGGCUGAGCUGCUGAAGGACGCGCAGCGGCACAGUCGCGCCGUGCAGCAGGCCACGGAGGCCGUCGAGGCGGCCGGCCGACAGCACCGAGAGCAGGCCAACGCCGAAGCCGCACUGCAGCAGAACCGCGCGAUCGCCGUCGAGCUCAACACGCAGCUGGAGACGGCGCGCGCGCUCCAGCAUGAAGCUCUACAGAAGCUGCAGGCGCUGCAGAACGCGCUGGAGGACGCGCGCCACCGCGUCCACGCCUCGUCCAUCGGCGCGGAGGACACGUCAUCUUUUGACCAGGCCAUGGAGGCGGUGGAGCGGCUCGCGGCCAAAGUCGAACUGGCCGGCAGCGCCGAAGCCACGCACGCGCGCAAUGUCGAGCUGCUGCAGCUGCAGACGGAGGCCAAUGCGCGUGAGCAGCUCGAGCUGGUCGAGAGAGUGCAGAAGUGCGCGGAGGAGAGCAAGAUCCUGCGUCAGGUGGCGGCCAAGAGCCUCGAAGACGCGCAGCGCGCCAAGCAGCGGACCAAGAGGCUGGCGUCCUGGGAAGACGAGAGCGGACCCGCGGACGGCGGACACACGCGGCCGUCGCAGUUGGAUCCGCUGGCCGAAGGCUAUCUGCUGUGCCAGCACCCGAUGCGCACCACGAUGCACCGACGCUACUACGUGCUGACGGGUAACACACUUUGCUGGUACGCGGACCAGGACGCGUACACGACCAAGAUGGACGCGCCCAGUGGAGUUCUUCACGUGGCGGAGGUGGCUGAAUGGGACGGCAAGAUGAAGCCCACGUCGCCGCUGCGCAGACUCGUGGUACCGUUCGGAGGCAGCGCCAAGGGCAACGUCAACGAGCAGUAUCCGAACGCGUUCGCGGUGCUCACAGUCGAGGGCAAGACGCUGCGGUGUAGCGCGCCGCUCAAGAAGAGCCAAGAGGACUGGAUCUCGGCGCUGCACGUGGGGCUCACCAUGCCUCCGCUGUCUCCGCAUCGCGCGCGCGCUGCCAAGUCACGUCGAGACUCGUUCGACUUGCUCGCGUCCACGCCGCUCUCGCCCAAGCGACAGACUGAAGAGCCCAAGAAGGAGGAGGCAAAGGCAGAUACAGAUUCCGUCUCCAGUCCGCAGCCUCCAGACGCCGCUGCUGCUACUGAAGCUGAAGCCUUGACCUCCGAAGUGGUGGUGGAAGGCUAUCUCGUCGGCAAGAGCUCGCUCGAAGAGACCAUGAAGAAGAAGUACUGCGUAUUACGAGCGCUCACACUGUACGUCUUCACCACACACCAAGAGGCUUCGACUGCUGCUGCGUCCGAGUCGGCACUGAAGCGGCCUGCAAUACGCAGCGCCACCUUCCACGCCUGCGGAGUCUCGAGUUGGGACGGCCACGCCACGCUCAUGCACUACGACCACGGCUUCCUGCUCCAGACGACCGAGCACCAGACCAUAUAUUGCAGCGCGCCCAGUCUCCAAGAGAAGAACCGCUGGGUGAGUGGCGUGCAACAGGCGCUGCUCAAGUACCAGCACGACUCGAAGCGCGGCUCCAGGUUGUUCGACCAGCCCAGUGAGUCCGAAGACGAGGAAAAGACCCGUCAGCCGCAGCGUCGGCCGUCGUACGGCUCGGCUCGACGUGAAUUCCUCUCAAUUUUGCAGCGAUACUAUGCUGAGUAUCAUCCAGGGAAACUCGGUGACGUCCCCAUGCUCCUCUCGCGGUAUCAAGGUCGGGAGCAGGCGCUGGUCGAGCACUUGGAUCGACUGUAUGGCACGUCCAUGGGCAGGGACAGCAGGGUUCAGCUUAUCCUGUCAGCGCUGGUACAGGCCCCAUCGCCACAUCCAGCAGCUCCUUCACCUCACAGUGCUCCUGCGUCACCUGCAACCCGAACGUCCGGGGAUCUCACGGACUGGCUCACGUGGAAUAAAGACUCUAGUCCAAGCUUCUGCGUUUUGUCUGGAAGUCGACUGGAACGUUAUGACUCGGAGGAGCAGAGUGGGGCUGGGCCACCGUUGGCGGUGUUCUUGGUGACGGGAGUUCACGACUACCCGACGCCGUCGCCGACGAUGAAUCGCUCGACUAUGGCGGAUCAGCAGCUCCAGUUCUUCCUGUGGCAGUGCUUCGACAGUAGCGUCGUGGCUCACAGCGGCCGCUCAGCUCUGCUGUCCGACGAGGUCGUGGGUCUCCAUCCGGUCACUGCCAAACUGGCCGAGACGAUGGCCUUCCGCCUUGAAACUCAGACCAACGGAGUCAUCAUGCUACGCUCGGACGCUGCUGAGAUCGUUCACGACUGGAUCCACGCGUUGCGCGCUGCCGUAGCGAAUCAGUCUAAACCUGUGGUUGAUGUGGGGUCUGAUGAGAAGAAGGAGGAGGACUCAGGCAGCUCCUUCCAGCAGCUUCGAGCCAAGAUCGUCGUCUUCUACGAGAAGCACAACCCGAACAAAGCGUCCGACGUGGAUUCACUGCUCCACUCGUUUCAGGGACGCGAAGGCGCCUUGCUUGAGCAGAUCGACACGGUCUACAAGAGCAACCUCGCCACAGACCCCGUGUGUACGUCGUUGUGCGCCGAUCUCGCUGCGAAAUACGCCGAAGAGCACCAGAGCGCGUCUCCAGCCAAGCCAGCGAUUGAAACGCCAGUGAUCUUGAUGGAAGGGUACCUCAUGAAGCGCGGCCACAAGAUCCCGUCCAUGCGGAAGCGAUACUGCGUGUUGGUGGGCAACGAACUCUCGUACUUUGUCACGCACGACGACAGCAAGAAUCCUGGCGGUGGCGCCACGACGAACCCCUUGGGCAACUUCCGCGUUGAGGUCGUGGGCGAUUGGCACGGCAAAACUGCGGCUCAUACGUACGAGCACGGCAUGGAGCUGGAGACGACGGACGGCAAAACCUUCUUCUGCGCUGCGUCAUCGGCCAAGGAGAAGCAGCAGUGGGUCGACGCGUUCCGUCGGGGCAUCGCUCUCGCUCGCAAUGAGCUGCGCCGAGCUGAGCUUGAGGAUGAGGACGGCAACGAGCAUGAACGGCAGCUACGCGAGCAAUUCCGAGAGAAGCUGGCAGACUUCUACCGCGUGCGAAACCCCGCGAAGCUGCCGGACUUGGAUCUGCUGCUGAGUUGCUACGCGCAGCGCGAGUUAGCUCUGCUGCAGGCUAUCGACGAGGCGUACGGGACAGGUUUAGCAGCGGAUGAGAGUCUGCUGUCACUGUUGCCUCCGCUACCGGAACAAGCCACAGCUCUCGCGACGCUGAAGCUGGACGGGUACCUGAAGAAGACAAUGGGAGACAACACCAGUUCGCUCUGGAAGCGCGCGCAGACGGUGUACGUUGCAGUGGACGGAUUAACGAUCAAUCUCUUCGCCACGCGCGAGGGAUUCAAGAGCGGAGGCGCUGGCCUGGGUGAAAGCAUGACUGUACUGGCCGUGAAAGACGAUGACGGACGCCAAUCUGCCGCGAAUCGCUUCGCUGUGGAGACGAGCGACCACGAGUGGCUGCGAUUCGAGGCGCGUGAUACCAUGGAGAAGCGCCUGUGGGUGCAGGUGUUGCGCGCAGCACUAGACACGGUGCUGGCUCAGAGUUUGCUGGCCGACGACACCAGUAUGGACCCACGAUCUCGAGCCAGCAGCGUCGUAGUGGACGCGAGAGGCUUCCUACUGCUGAGACUGGACUUUAACUGCGCCCAGGAAGAGCACUGGAAGCGACGAGAGGUGGCGAUGCCCAUCGAGGAGCGCGCCGUGGCGCUGGAGAACGGCAACGAGUUCGUCAUCACCAAGUCGACGUCGUCCGAGAAAGUCGGCGCUGAGCAGGCGCGAUUCCGGGUCGUCAGCACUCGGGCGUGGGCUCCAAGCGCUCGCUGUUGGCCUGUGACCGCGAGCAACCGCGCGCCGCGCUUCCCGUUCCAGAUCGUGACGCAGGAGCAAUUCGUCUUGAGCUGCAGCGCAGCCACCGACGCUGAGCGAGCCAAGUGGAUCCGCCAGCUUCGUCUCGGAGCCGAACAGGCAGCAGCGCUUGAGAUGCUGGAGGAGCAGCUAUUGGAGACCACCGCGCCGAUGUCUCCAGGUCGCAGGAGCUUGGUCGACAAGCGAGAACGAGGCUUCAACGAGGACGGAGGCGUCGUUGUCCCUCCACAACCUGUACUUGUGGAGCACAAGGAGGAGGUAGAAGAGCCUCCGAUGACAGGAUACCUGGCCUUCCGACUCGCUCAGUCCCCGCUCUCCUCUGGAGAAGCUCGGCACGCCUCUCAAGUGCCGAUUCCCCACGAAGGCUUCGUGGUGCUGGACAUGCGCGCGCAUAUCGCCGUCUACGAGGACGAGAGCGCGUACUACCGUCAAGACGCGCCAGCGUGUGAAGCUCAAGCCGUGGAGCUGCUGUCCGAGGGCGUGGCGUCCAUUGCUGUGUCGACUCACAGUCCCAAGACGAAGUCAACGCUCCGUCACUUCUUCCCGGGGGCGAAGGAGGUGGUCCCUUCCUCCUUGGCGUUCGCUGUGCUGCUCCAUCCUUUGAGAGGCGACGGCAACGCGUCCGCAGACGACUUGAACAACGACCACGACGAACACACGGCGAUGCUCGAGUUCUUCCCGACGCUGCCGUCGCAACGCGAUCUCUGGAUGGAGGCCUUCGCCAACCGCAUCGACUUUACCAGAGGGGAAGCGCUGCUCGCCGACGAGAAGAUCAUACUCAAGCUGGAACGAGAAGAAGAAGAACGAGCGCAAGAAGUUGUCGAGGAGAAGAAUAUAGAGGCGGGGGUCGAUGAAUCUGCUGCAACCGGAGGUGAAGCUGGCGAGAGUGAAGACAGCAGUGACAGCGACGACGACGACAGCUCCGACGAUAGCGGAUUCGAGGACAAACCCUUGACGAUCGACAUCGACGUCUCCAGCCCUUCAGAAGAAGCCAAAGAGACUUUACCGCCGCAGAGCGAGGCGGCAGCAUCCUUCGUCUUCCGAGCAGCAGCUAUGGAGGGACUUUUGACCCCGUGGCAGACCUCGACCUCUCCGAUCCGACUGCCUGGUAGCUCCAAGAUGAAGCCCAUGAUGUCCGUGUACGCCGUGCUCAUCGGUUGUCGCUUGAGGUGUUAUUCCUCACGCGAAGCUGCCGCGGCUGAAGACGAACCUCCGUCGCUUGAUGUUGAGAUCGUAGCGUGCACUCCGUGGGAAGCUCCAAACGCGUCGUGGCUGACGAUUGGCAAGGAGAACGAGAACUUAGGCUUCAAGAUGGAAGUCAAGAACUCCCGUCACGGCAUCUGCUUCACGGCGCUGACUAUCGAGGCCAAGCACCAGUGGAUCCACGCCAUUCACCACGAGCUCAACUUCGUAGUGGCCGAGCGAUCGCUGAGCAUCUCGGAGCGGCAGUUCACCCAAGAAGUGGCCGCGCAUCUGGCCAGCAUCGCUGCAAGCACCGCAGCAGCGGAAGCCAACGCCAUCGUUGGUGCAGACGCGAGUUCGACAAAGGUUGAGGGGCAUCUACGCAAGUCGGCCGAGAAGAAGAAGAAGACCAUGAAGAUGAAGCCGCUCAAGCUCUGGAAGACGCGCUACUGCGUCGUCAUGGGCUCUCACUGGCUUGUGUACGCCAACCAGUCCCAAGCUAUUUCGUCCGGAGAAGCCCCCACGCCUGUAGCUGUGUACGAACUCCUGGGCAUUUCAGUAGCUGACGGAGACAACGAGAGCUCCGCGAACGAGUUCUCGAUUCACGUGGUUCCUGGCAAGCACGUCAAGUGCAGAGCGCGCUCGACGCUGGAGCGCAAGCGGUGGGUGAACGCCGUGGAGGACGAAAUCCUGACCCAGGCGAAGACCAGCGAGGACCUCGAGCGAUCCAUGAAGGAGCGCGAGGAGAAGCUGGCGGCGCGUGAGGCUGUCAAGAGCAAGCUGCACGAGGUCAAGACGGACGCGCGACGGCUGUCAGCGCUGCUGGGCGAGGCGAUUCAAAGCGCGCGCGGAGAUUCCGACACCGACUGGGACUCGGACGCGCACGACAAUUCGUCCGAGGAGGAUUCGUCCCUGCGCCAGCGAUCAGGACCCGACUACAUCGAUGGCAGUCCGGAGAGCUCGCCUAUGCGCCGGAACGUGGGGGAAUCGGCCUUCUCCUUCGACACGCUCGACAUCGUAAAGGACUCGGACGGCAAACCGAAGAGCGAUUCCUCCUCCUCUUCCGCGUUCAUGACCUUCUUCGCUUGUUUCUUCCGCUGCGUCCCCUUGAACUCGAGCGGCUCGAACGGCAGGAACGUCAUCGCUCCGCUUGGGAUCCCCGGCUACCCGUCCACCGCUGCAGCGUGCAGCGCGCAGUACACGUGCGACUACUACGAAGACGACGGGUAUCGUGGUCUUACCAAGUAA